This is a messenger RNA of Caenorhabditis remanei, 978 nucleotides long. RefSeq lists its product as uncharacterized. Lineage: Eukaryota; Metazoa; Nematoda; Chromadorea; Rhabditida; Rhabditidae. The coding region runs from base 1 to 978 and encodes 325 amino acids. The transcript has 3 exons. Gene Ontology annotation, cellular component: membrane; neuron projection. Gene Ontology annotation, molecular function: G protein-coupled receptor activity; peptide binding. Gene Ontology annotation, biological process: G protein-coupled receptor signaling pathway. The record is from RefSeq and is a predicted model, not a curated record.
AUGUACGGUUUCUUCAACUCAUCAGAAAUUGACGAAGAAUAUUACAACGCCACACAUACAUCAGCUCCAUCACCAAUUCUUGCUCUAAUUUUCACAGUAAUCAGUGGUAUUGGAGUGAUUGGGAAUGCUUCUCUUCUAGUGUAUAUAAUUGUUCAAAAGUUAUAUCACAACUUUAUUUCGUCUCAUUUCAUUGCUCAUCUAUGUUUCACCAAUUUGAUUGCCUUGUUGGUAUUAGUACCAAUUAUAAUACACAAUGUAUUCACUGGAGUGAAUUUACUGCAAGGAAGCAAUUGGUUAUGCAGAGUUCAGGUCUCAAUAACAGUAACCGUUUGGACUGUGAUGGCAAUGAUGAAUCUCUGCAUUGCUGGUGUUCAUCUUCUCACAUUUGCUCGUAUCCACUAUGAACAAUUGUUCGGUUUAUCACCUACAAAAUUAUGUGUUCUCUCGUGGAUAAUAUCCUGGCUUCUAUCUCUUCCUUCUCUCACAAAUGGUCACGUCGCAAUUUAUGGACCUGCCGUCAGAACAUGCGUAUUCUCUCAUUCGGAUUCUGGAUUGAAAUUCUUGACGUACACAUUGAUAUUUGGAGUCUUCAUUCCAGCAAUGUUCUCCACAAUUGCCUACUUCAGAAUCCUACAGAUACUAUUCCACAGCCCGAUAGUAUUUCAGUCACUGGGUCUCUACAAGAGCAGAUUUCUGGUCUACUUUUUCUUGUUAAGUCCAUUGUACACUCUUCCCUUCUACAUCUUGACCGGUUUCGACCCGACUGAUCCCGUCCGAAUGAACCAGGACACAUUAUGGACAAUUGCUUGCACAAUGUUCGCAUUUGUUCCGUGUAUAGUUGCUCCAGUACUGUAUGGUGCCAGUAUUUUCAUAAUCAAAGAAGAAGACAUGGCAUUGACAGCCAGAACGCAUAAGGCUCCACCCGGUGCUUACCAUCACGUGGCUCAACAGCAUAAUAUGCAGGCUCAACUCAUCUAG